AAUAUUAAUUAUCAACUAUCAACUGUAUCAAAAUAGUUAAUCUGAACAAUCUUUUAAACUUAAUUAAUAUAGCCUUGACCCUAGAGAAAUCAUGUUUUUUUUUUUUUUUUUUUUUAAAAUAGGUCAAAAUUCAAAUGUUAAAGAUAUGGGAACUUGGAUGAAUGGCUAUUGGCACUAGAAAUUAUCAUGAAGCGUCAACUCCGCUCGUGGGAGGAGGACUUAGUAAGAGAACUUUUAGAGACGUUCAAAAUAGCUCACCUAACACAGAACAAAGAAGAUCAAUGGCGAUGGCACCUAGAACCCUCAAGAAACUACACAACCAAGUCUGCAUAUUCUCAACUCCUAAAGGGCGAUACAAGGCCUGCAGGUGACUUCAAGAGGGUGUGGAAAGCCCCCAUUCCACCUAAAGUAAGUGCAUUUUGUUGGCAAUUGCUUCAUAGGAAACUUCCUACAAAAGAUAAUUUAGCAACUCGUGGAAUCUUAACUGAUACUUCAAGUUUAAGUUGUUGCUGGUGUGAUACAUCACUUGAGUCACUUGAGUCACCUGACCACAUGUUUGUUAAUUGCAACUUGGCUUUUACUUUGUGGAUGAAAUGCUACAAGUGGUGGGAUAAGCAAUACGUUAUGGGUAAUUCUCGUAGGAUGGUUUUAGACCAACACAAAUGGAUAGGGGGCCAAAAAUUAAUAGAUAAAGGGUGGAAUAUCAUUUGGUUUGCAAUGGUAUGGACACUUUGGCUGGGAAAGAAUGACAUGAUUUUAAAAAAGAAGGAAGCAAAGGUCGACUGUUUCUUUGAGCUAGUUCAAACUCGAUCAUUUUACUGGGCUAAGAAUACUGCAGGAAUGGAUGGGUUUUCUAUAUCAACUUGGUGCCAGAACCCAGUCAAUUGUUUAAAGAUCAAACCUAACUAGAAAGACAGAGUUUGAACUAGACGUCUUUGGGAUUAUAUGAUGUUUUGUUCUUUUUCAGCAGUCGGUAGGAAAAUUUUUUUUGUAACCUGCUGUUUUGCUGAUAUAUGUAAGUAAUGGGUUGGAAUACCCCUAGUAUUCCAAAAUUAAUAAAUCAUUUGCCUUUCA
Rubroshorea leprosula is the source of this 1074-nucleotide messenger RNA. NCBI's taxonomy places the organism in Eukaryota, Viridiplantae, Streptophyta, Magnoliopsida, Malvales, Dipterocarpaceae. The record is from the annotation of a GenBank genome assembly.